AGUGAGUACGUGAGCGGCGCAGCCAGAUACCGGCUCCUACCCCGGACGGCGAGCGCACAAGGAACCCGGGAUCUGAGCUCGGCCUCAUUGGACUGUGCCCCGAGAACCCGCGACCACCUGAGCCCUCCGCUUCCCGAGUCAUCGGGCAUCAACCCACCCAGCGCCCCGGAUCCUCCUGGACCGGUCCGUCCAGAUUCCCGCGGGAACGACCUGCCGGCAUCUACCCGGAGUACCGGGUUGGGCGACACCUCGGUUACAGAGCAGCCCGUCUGCUUUGCGCCCCCUCCCUGACGGGAUCUCUUGGACUGUGCGCGAGCCUUCUUCCUCGGGCGCCCCCAGCCCCGCCGGCGCGGCCCGGCUCGGCCUCCCCCAACCGAGCGCCCCGGGCUAUGGCCGGAGCCCGCCCGCCGCCGGGGCUUCUGCCGCUGCUCGUUCCGCUGCUGCUGCCGCUGCUGCUUCCCGCCGGCUGCUGGGCGCUGGAAGAGACUCUCAUGGACACGAAAUGGGUGACGUCCGAGCUGGCAUGGACAUCUCAUCCAGAGAGUGGGUGGGAAGAAGUAAGUGGCUAUGAUGAAGCCAUGAAUCCCAUCCGCACGUAUCAGGUGUGUAAUGUGCGUGAGUCGAGCCAGAACAACUGGCUGCGCACUGGUUUCAUCUGGCGGCGGGAAGUCCAGCGCGUCUACGUGGAGCUGAAGUUCACCGUGAGAGACUGCAACAGCAUCCCCAACAUCCCUGGGUCCUGCAAGGAAACCUUCAACCUUUUCUACUACGAGGCUGAUAGCGAUGUGGCCUCAGCCUCCUCUCCCUUCUGGAUGGAGAACCCCUACGUGAAAGUGGACACCAUUGCGCCAGAUGAGAGCUUUUCACGGCUGGAUUCCGGGCGCGUCAACACCAAGGUGCGCAGCUUCGGGCCGCUUUCCAAGGCUGGCUUCUACUUGGCCUUCCAGGACCAAGGUGCCUGCAUGUCACUCAUCUCUGUGCGUGCCUUCUACAAGAAGUGUGCGUCAACCACUGCGGGCUUCGCACUCUUCCCCGAGACCCUCACGGGGGCUGAGCCCACCUCGCUGGUCAUUGCCCCCGGCACCUGCAUCGCUAACGCUGUGGAGGUAUCUGUACCACUCAAGCUCUACUGCAAUGGUGACGGGGAGUGGAUGGUGCCCGUCGGUGCCUGCACCUGCGCUACUGGCCAUGAGCCAGCCGCCAAGGAGUCCCAGUGCCGUGCCUGUCCCCCUGGGAGCUACAAGGCAAAGCAAGGAGAGGGGCCCUGCCUCCCCUGUCCCCCCAAUAGCCGCACCACCUCGCCAGCUGCCAGCAUCUGCACCUGCCAUAGUAACUUCUACCGUGCAGACUCAGACUCGGCGGACAGCGCCUGCACCACGGUGCCAUCUCCACCCCGGGGUGUCAUCUCCAAUGUGAAUGAGACCUCCCUGAUCCUCGAAUGGAGCGAGCCCCGGGACCUUGGCGGACGAGACGACCUCCUUUAUAAUGUUAUCUGCAAGAAGUGCCAUGGGAACUCUGGGGCCGGGGGGCCGGCAACCUGUUCACGCUGUGAUGACAACGUAGAGUUUGUGCCUCGGCAGCUGGGCCUGACGGAGCGCCGGGUCCACAUUAGCCACCUGUUGGCCCACACGCGCUACACCUUUGAGGUGCAGGCUGUCAACGGUGUCUCAGGCAAAAGCCCUUUGCCACCCCGCUAUGCAGCUGUGAAUAUCACCACCAACCAGGCUGCCCCAUCAGAAGUGCCUACACUCCACCUGCACAGCAGCUCGGGGAGCAGCCUGACCCUGUCCUGGGCACCCCCAGAGCGGCCUAAUGGAGUCAUCUUGGACUAUGAGAUGAAGUACUUUGAGAAGAGUAAAGGCAUCGCCUCCACUGUAACCAGCCAGAAGAACUCCGUACAACUGGACGGGCUGCAGCCUGAUGCCCGCUACGUAGUUCAGGUCCGGGCUCGCACGGUAGCGGGAUACGGACAGUAUAGCCGCCCGGCUGAGUUUGAGACCACAAGUGAAAGAGGCUCAGGUGCCCAGCAGCUUCAAGAGCAGCUUCCCCUGAUUGUGGGAUCCACUGUAGCCGGGUUUGUCUUCAUGGUGGUCGUCGUGGUCAUCGCUCUCGUCUGCCUCAGGAAGCAGCGCCAUGGCCCCGAUGCAGAAUACACGGAGAAGCUGCAGCAAUACAUUGCUCCUGGCAUGAAAGUUUACAUUGACCCCUUUACCUAUGAGGAUCCCAACGAGGCCGUCCGAGAGUUCGCCAAGGAGAUCGACGUGUCCUGCGUCAAGAUCGAGGAGGUGAUUGGAGCUGGGGAGUUUGGGGAAGUGUGCCGGGGUCGGCUGAAACUGCCCGGCCGCCGGGAGGUGUUCGUGGCCAUCAAGACGCUGAAGGUGGGAUACACGGAGAGGCAGCGGCGGGACUUCCUAAGUGAGGCUUCCAUUAUGGGUCAGUUUGACCAUCCCAAUAUAAUCCGUCUAGAGGGUGUGGUCACCAAAAGUCGUCCAGUCAUGAUCCUCACUGAGUUCAUGGAGAACUGUGCCCUGGACUCCUUUCUCCGGCUCAAUGACGGACAGUUCACGGUCAUCCAGCUUGUGGGCAUGUUACGAGGCAUCGCUGCUGGCAUGAAGUACUUGUCUGAGAUGAACUAUGUGCACCGUGACCUUGCUGCCCGCAACAUCCUUGUCAACAGCAACUUGGUCUGCAAAGUCUCCGACUUUGGCCUCUCCCGCUUCCUGGAGGAUGACCCCUCAGACCCCACCUACACCAGCUCCCUGGGUGGGAAGAUCCCUAUCCGCUGGACCGCCCCGGAGGCCAUAGCCUAUCGGAAGUUCACGUCUGCCAGCGAUGUCUGGAGCUACGGGAUUGUCAUGUGGGAGGUCAUGAGCUACGGAGAGCGACCCUACUGGGACAUGAGCAACCAGGACGUCAUCAAUGCUGUAGAGCAAGACUAUCGGUUACCACCCCCCAUGGACUGCCCCACUGCGCUGCACCAGCUCAUGCUGGACUGUUGGGUGCGGGACCGGAACCUCAGGCCCAAGUUCUCCCAAAUCGUCAACACACUAGACAAACUUAUCCGCAAUGCUGCCAGCCUCAAGGUCAUCGCCAGUGCCCCAUCUGGCAUGUCCCAGCCCCUCCUGGACCGCACAGUCCCAGAUUAUACGACCUUCACGACAGUGGGUGACUGGCUAGAUGCCAUCAAGAUGGGGAGGUAUAAAGAGAGCUUUGUCGGUGCUGGGUUUGCAUCCUUUGACCUGGUGGCCCAGAUGACUGCAGAAGAUCUGCUAAGGAUUGGGGUCACUUUGGCUGGGCACCAGAAGAAGAUCCUCUGCAGUAUCCAGGACAUGCGGCUGCAGAUGAACCAGACACUGCCUGUGCAGGUCUGACACUCAGCUCCAACGAGGGGGGGGUGCCCCCCCCCCGGGACUGCACAAGGAUUCUGACCAGCCAGCUGGACUUUUGGAUGCCUGGCCUCUGGCUGUGGCCCAGAAGAUGGAAGUUCAGGGGAGGACCCUAGCGGUGACUUCCUUCUCCAGGCCUGUGCUCCCUCCCAGGAACUGUGCCCCAAACCUCUUCAUAUUGAAGAUGGAUUAGAAGAGGGGGUGAUGUCCCCUCCCCAGAUGCCUCGGGGCCCAGGCCUGCCUGCUCUCCAGUGGGGAUUCUUCACAACUCAGAUUUGGCUGUGCUUCAGUAGUGGAGGUCCUGGUAGGGUCAGGUGGGGGUAAGCCUGGGUUCUUCAGGCCCCAGCCCUGGCAGGGGUCUGACCCCACCAGGUAAACAGAGAGUAUUCCCUCUCCCAGGAAGUGGAGGAGGGGACUCUGGGGAUGGGGAAAUAUGGUGCCCCAUCCUGAAGCCAGCUGGUACCUCCAGUUUGCACAGGGACUUGUUAGGGGCUGAGGGCCCUGCCUACCCUUGGUGCUGUCAUAAAAGGGCAGGCGGGAGCAGGCUGAGAAGCAGCCUGUGCCUCCCAGAGACUGACUCAGAGAGCCAGAGACUGUGUGUGUGUGUGUAUGUGUGUGUGUGUGUGUGUGUGUGUGUGUGUGUGAAAGACGGGGGUGGGGGUAUGUAUGUGUGUGUUGUGCACAUGCUUGCCUGCACAGAGAGCAUGAGUGUGUACAAGCUUGGCCCUGUGCCCUGUAGUGGGGCCAGCUGGGCAGACAGCAAAAUAAAGGCAAUAAGAUGA
Molecule: messenger RNA, 4168 nt
Organism: Mus pahari (shrew mouse)
Lineage: Eukaryota; Metazoa; Chordata; Mammalia; Rodentia; Muridae
Gene: Ephb3
Product: EPH receptor B3
Exons: 16
Coding region: 390-3371 (993 amino acids)
Biological process (GO): cell surface receptor protein tyrosine kinase signaling pathway; protein phosphorylation; axon guidance
Cellular component (GO): plasma membrane; neuron projection
Molecular function (GO): ATP binding; protein binding; transmembrane-ephrin receptor activity
Source: RefSeq, a predicted model, not a curated record